AUGUAUGCGUCGCGUGUUCGUUGGUUGUUCGUAUGGUGUUCGCUCGUUGAGAGAAAAGACACAUCCAACACUGUUACAUGCCCACAAUGGCCGCCCCCCGCUCAACUUCCCUUACGCGCUCUUCGUCUCCUAGCUGCUCAGCAACAUGCACCACUCCCCUCUUCAGCCCUCGCCUCCGUGGCGCCCUUCCGCCGCUCGCUACACAUCACCGGUGCAUUCUCCGCCCAGCCCGCUCGCGGACCCGAUGUAACUGCCAUCUACCGCUCCCGCGGCCUGGGGGAUCUACGCGCGGAAUGCGAGAGAAGGAACCUUAGGAGUGCGGGGAAUAAGGCGGAGCUCGUGGAUCGCCUGGCAAACCAUGACAUUCUCCAAUCUCGCGCAUUUAGCAUUGCGAUGAGGAAGAUCGAUAACCACCUUCUGGGGACAGGGAGCUCUUCUCGCACCUUCAACACCUCUCCGCGCCCAAAAUCCGUCAACGACUCCUCAACCGUCGACUUCGUCUACAUGCCCCAGGACAUGGACGCCUUUUCCUCCCCCUCCGCCAUCGCCGGCACCCCAAUGCCCACCCCGCCAGACGCCUACGCCCACUACCAGCUCACAAACAGUACCGGCACCACCCCCGGCCCCAUGAAACCCCAAAUCUAUACCGUCUCCGGCGACUACGACGCCCCAUCGUCGAGUAGCGGUAGCCGUAUGGGCACUGCUGCUGGCGGCGCUGCUGCUGGUGGUGGUGGUGGUGGUGGUGGAGCAAGCGCUAUGAGCGAGGUCGUCGAUAACCAAACCGUGGAGUUCGAUCCGUUUGAGCUGACGGAGACGAAUAACUCGUGGCUAUAUGAAGGUGGAUUUGCUGGUUAUUAUAGAAACACGCACCAACUGAGCGCAGGGGAUCUACUUACACUGAUUGCUUCCUCCCUGAUAGCGGAAGGAGGCCUUCAGAUAACCAACCCACCCACAUACAUGUUCCAUACAGCCUAA
Molecule: messenger RNA, 975 nt
Organism: Histoplasma mississippiense
Lineage: Eukaryota; Fungi; Ascomycota; Eurotiomycetes; Onygenales; Ajellomycetaceae
Exons: 8
Coding region: 1-975 (324 amino acids)
Source: RefSeq, a predicted model, not a curated record